Messenger RNA from Saccharomycopsis crataegensis, 1227 nucleotides. It is a transcript of the gene SPE2, whose product is annotated as adenosylmethionine decarboxylase SPE2. Gene Ontology annotation, molecular function: adenosylmethionine decarboxylase activity. Lineage: Eukaryota; Fungi; Ascomycota; Saccharomycetes; Ascoideales; Saccharomycopsidaceae. The record is from RefSeq and is a predicted model, not a curated record. Gene Ontology annotation, cellular component: cytosol. Bases 1 to 1227 code for a protein of 408 amino acids. The transcript has a single exon. Gene Ontology annotation, biological process: spermidine biosynthetic process; spermine biosynthetic process.
AUGGCACCAUCAAUCUCCUACCAAUGCGAAUAUCUGAGCAUCAACCAUAAAAAUGUCGAAAAUUUGGAUUCUACUGAUGCUUUCGAAGGUCCAGAAAAAUUGCUCGAAAUAUGGUUAUCACCAAUUGAAAACUUGCCAAAUAAUGGCUUCAGAUGCAUUCCUCUUAACCAGGUGGAAAGCUUGUUAGACGACAUCAAUUGCAAAAUCUUGUCCCAAAUCUCUUCUGACAAUAUGGACGCGUACUUACUUUCCGAAUCUUCCUUGUUUGUCUUCAACAAUAAGAUCAUCUUAAAAACUUGUGGAACAACCACCACUUUGUUGUGCAUUGAGAAGCUAUUUAAAUUGGUUAAAGAAUAUUUGCAAUGGGAUUUGACCAAAUUCCCUGCUUUCAAAGUGUUUUACUCUAGAAGGUCAUUCAUGUUUCCUCAAAAGCAAGUGGAAUUGCACCAAAACUGGAAUAACGAGGUUGAAUAUUUGGAUAAAUAUUUCCCUGGAGGUGAUUCCUAUAUUGUUGGUAAAUCUAACAAAGACCAUUGGCAUUUGUUUACUUCUGGUGUUGGUUUCAUCAACGCUAAUAAUUUGCCAGUAAAUUCGAUUAUUGCUUCGGACGUUGCUAAGAAGAAAUUGAUUUCAGAAUUUAAAGAUGAAACAUUUGAAAUUUUGAUGACAAGGCUAUCAGAUGAAGUGACAACUGUAUUCAACACCCAAAAAUUCUUAUCAAAAUGCGGGAUCGAAACUGUUAAUGGAGAAUUUGACGGUCACAAGAUCGGAGAAAUUACUUUUAAAGAAUCGGGCUUAGCACACUUGUAUGAGAUUGAGGGAAGCCAUGAUAUCAAAAGUAAUUGUUUCAGCUUCAAUCCAUGUGGUUUCUCAUCUAAUUCUAUUGUUGAUAAUUCGAGUUACUACACCUUGCACAUUACACCUGAAUCUGGAUGGUCAUAUGCUAGUUUCGAGACGAAUGUUAAUCCUUAUGAAUUGAACACCAACAACUUGGAAGUCUUGAAGAAGAUUUUGAAGAUAUUUCAACCAGGCUGCUUUUGCUUCACUAUUUUCGAAUUGAAAGAUGAAUUCAACUCCAGACUUGGGAUGAGUGGUAAGCAAGACGAUACUAAUAACAGUUUCAAGUUGUUGAAGAAUGUGGAACUCAAGGGUUAUAAAAGGGUGGAAAAGAUCAUGUAUGAUAUUGACGAGUAUAAAUUGCUUUAUGUUAAUUUUGUUAAGAUCUGA